Molecule: messenger RNA, 2604 nt
Organism: Leptosia nina
Lineage: Eukaryota; Metazoa; Arthropoda; Insecta; Lepidoptera; Pieridae
Source: the annotation of a GenBank genome assembly
AUGAGUGUGUUCAAUUGGACGGGUAAUGUAAACUCUAGUGCUGAGAUGGAUACGAUGAACAAUGUCUGGACGGCUGUGGAGAAUGUUCGGGUGGCUAGCAGCGCCGCCGAACUGGCCAUCUUCACGGCUCUGCUCUAUUGGUUCUUUACGUCAAGCCGUGUAGCGGAUAUGCUGGAAGUGGUGGGGGAAAGGGUGGGCGGAUGGUGCGGUCGCGACUCCACCACCUCUUUGCGCCAGGCUGUUCGCGCACGGAAACGUCACACGGAUGUCUACGCUAAACUUGACGCUGAAAUCACGUCUAGAACGUCAUCACUGUACCGGAUAAAGAAUGGUCCAGUUGUGCCCCCACCGCAACCGCAGGUCAGACCACCAGCUGGAUUGGCCUGUGCAAGAUGCGCUCCUUUGUCCAGGGAGUCGUGGCAAGAUCCGAAGGUGUCGGAUUCAGGUGCUGUCAUUAAUAUCUUGGAUAUCGGAAGAAAGACAUUCGCCAAUGGUGGAGUUAUCUCUCGUUAUUUCUGCGAUUUGGCGCAAUGCAUCUUCCUCAACAUGUACGUGUACAGAGAUGUCGCGCCCACCGUAGUAAAAGAUGAACGUUUCCAAAACGCAAUAGAAGAAAGAACCCGAGAGGAGACGAAGAAGGAGAAAGGAGAAGACGAAGAGUCUCGGUACGCGGCUGCCAAGAAGCGAGUGGAGGCUAAAGCGAUGAAGGUGCUCAUGGACAUCAGCUCUGCCAUGUCCAACAAUGUCUUGAGACUAGUGGCGUGGGUGACGCACAAAACAGUGCGUCGCGUGGCAGACGGCGGCUGCGGUACACGAGCUGCCUGCGUGGAGAGACUUCAGCGAGCAAACGCAGCUGGUCUACCGCUAAUCUUCGUACCGUUACAUCGGUCUCACUUUGACUACGUACUCGUCACUUUCACACUCUACUUGACCGGUCUGAGACCGCCUUUAGUCGCUGCUGGUGAUAACAUGCGGAUACCUUUCUUUGGUUGGUUCUUGCGGGGUUGCGGCGCGUUUUACAUUCGCCGUCGUAUCGAAGGGUCAGAUUACCACGAAGACCCCAUUUACAAAUCGGCACUUAGGGCGUAUAUUCUGAAUAGUUUAGCUGAAAAAAACAAUCUCGAGUUCUUUAUUGAAGGUGGACGUACCCGAACUGGAAAACCUCAACCGCCAAAAGCGGGCAUAUUAUCAGUAAUAUUAGAAGCGUACUUGGAAGGUACCAUUGACGACGCACUAUUAGUGCCAGUGACAUUAAACUAUGACAAAUUGGUUGAUGGAAACUUCGUGAGGGAACAAUUGGGUAUGCCCAAACAGAUGGAGACGUUUUGGUCGGCGUUGAGAGGUAUCUGGAGGCUUCUGAACACUAAUCACGGUAGCAUAAGAGUGGAUUUCAAUCAGCCAAUAUCUUUGAAGGAACUAGUGACAUCUUUCCAAAAGUACAACCAUCUAAAGGCGCCCAUAGAGAGACCUUUAUCACCAAUGAACAACAAUUUGACAGUGGAUCUCGACAGGCACAUGCUCUACAACAACAGUCACAGCAGCUUCUACGGCGCAGACGUUAGCGCUGACCGCAAGAUGAUGGUGGAAGCCAUAGGCAGACAUCUGGUUUAUGAUGCAGCUAAGUCAACGGCGUUUAUGUGCACUAACGUUCUGGCGUACGUCCUUCUCACGGAACAGCGGGCCGGCUGUUCUUUAAAGCAACUGCUAGCUAGUUUCGAGGAGAGAUCUCGGGCUCUGUCGAGAGAGGGCCGUGAUUUGGGAUACGCUGGCGAUUCGAGGACUGUGAUCAAACAUGCCUUAGACAUGCUCGGCCGUGGUCUUGUGAUGCGCGAAUCGGGUCGUAUAAGGGCACACACUUCGAUAGCUGCGUCGCUGGAACUAGCCUACUAUGCCAACUCGGUAGUCGCCCAUUAUGCCGCUCCGGCCAUUGUUGCUACGGCGUUGGAGAGUAUAUUACGCGAAGAAGGGGCAGAGCAAGAAUACGUACGUCAUAGUGACUUAAUGGAGCGUUCCCUCCAAAUGUGCGGUCUGAUUGGCCACGAGUUUAUACUGUGCGCACCGUGCCAACGGCUAGAGGAGAAGAUACAGGAUGCUCUCAGUAUGCUUAUACAGGCUGAUGUAUUAAGCUCCCUUCAGAAUCAAAACGUAUUAGACGAACAGCGGUGGUCGCAGCGCUUCGCGAAGAGUUUAGAUGAUGAAGAAGAGGAACGGCCCGACCCCACCAGAAAUAUCAAGUACAGGAUCUCUACUAAACCAGAAGCACUCGCUGAGAGGCGUCGCCUUAUAAAAACUGUCCGGCCUCUGCUUGAAGCGUACUCAGCCACGUGCAAGUGUCUAAAGAACGCGUCUCAAAAGGAAGUUGUCACAGAGACGCUAGAUAAAUUAACUGAAGACUUCUCACAAAAUAGAAUGAUCUAUGGUGAAGCCGUAUCAACGGACGCGAUCCGCAACUGCUUACGCAUCCUUCGACAGUGGGGCGUCAUAGACAUGUACACGGAAAACGACAAAGUGAGGAAGAUGAGGAUCAUUCCACACCCGACUGCUACCCAGAUUCGAGAGUCGAUUCACAGGUUCAAUGUGAACACACCUUUAUUGGACAAGUGA